Scaptodrosophila lebanonensis is the source of this 1948-nucleotide messenger RNA. RefSeq lists its product as uncharacterized. The transcript has a single exon. Bases 6 to 1724 code for a protein of 572 amino acids. The record is from RefSeq and is a predicted model, not a curated record. Lineage: Eukaryota; Metazoa; Arthropoda; Insecta; Diptera; Drosophilidae.
CUAUAAUGCCCACAAUACGCCGUUGCUGUAUAGUGGGCUGCAAUUCCAAUUCCCGUCAAAGUCCUAAUAUGCAAUUUUUUGCAUUUCCACGCCCAGAUAAUCCAUUUCACAAACUCUGGAAGGAGGCGUGCCACGCAUCGCUCCGUCGUAUUUUGCCCUUCAAGAAGCCUGUUGUCUGCGCCCUACACUUCGAUCAAAGCUGCCUAGGCGGACGACGUUUACAAUCGAACGCCCUACCCACGCUGAGGUUGGAGGUGCCCUCAAAUCUGGAAGCUAUUGAAGCACAAGCCAUGGUGGAGGAGAUCGAGCGCAGUCGCAAGUGUGCAUUCAUAAAUGCCGUGGUGUACGAGUGGCUCGUACGUGCCAACAUCAAUCCACAGCUGAGGGGCAGCAUCACACAUGGCAUGAUUAAGGAAAAGGCUGAGAAUGCACGUCAGGUGAUCGGCAGCACUUCAUUCAUGGCGGACAAUCGUUGGCUGAAUCGCUUUCGCGAGACACAUCUACAAGGUUUUGCACAAAAACUGGCCGGCAAUCAGCUAAAGCCGAUGGGCACAUCACUUUGGAUACCCGAUAUUGUUCAGGAUCUGUCGCAUUUGUUCCCGCCGGCCAGUGCCGAGCGCGUUGCCAAAUUGGAGGAUAUGCCCGAGCAGUAUAUGACAUAUAUGCAACAAUAUGGCGAAUACGAGGAAGACGAGGAUAGCAUGGAUAUGAAGGAGCAGAGCUAUCAGGAGCAACAACAGCAAACACACUACGCACUGCAACAGCAACAACAACAGCAGCAACAACAGCAACACAUGCAACAACAACAUCAAUUGAGUGCAGGCUGGCCGCCUUACGGACAUCCCCCUCCGGUGCCACAUCCGCAUCCCGGCUUCAAUGGCUUCAAUGACUUUUACUUUGAGCGUCAUCAGCAGCAAUUGCAGCAACAACAGCUGCAUCAUCAUCAGCAGCAACAGCACAUGCAACCUUAUCCACCGCUUCACGGAAUGCCACCUCGUCAUCCGUCCUUAACACCGCCACAGCAGCGUGAACCAUUCCAGACACAGUUACCACCGAAUGUGCCCCCGCCGCUACCUCAACGUCUCAGUCCUUUCCAGGCCGUGCAGUUACCCAAACGUCCCAAAAUCGAGUCUCCCGAUGAUGAUGAAGUGCAAGAAAUCAAUGCUUCCGCCACUCGCAUAUCGCCGCUGCCCUUAGCUGAAUCCACCCUAGCCAUACCCGAUGUUAACGAGAAUAUAACGCCAAGUAGUCCGAGUUUAAAACAAAAUCAGGAGCAGAACAACAACAGCAAUGGGUCACCAAGCGGUCGUGACAGUGCCAGUAGCAAAGAAAAUAUGGAAAAAAAAAAUGGUGGUCCCAGUGGCAAGUCGACGCCUGCGCUCUCACACAACAACGGUCAGAAUUCCCCCGCGCCCACACCCUCCUGCAAUUCUACACCUGCGUCCCCUAAGAAAAGCAUCAAUGGCUGUGGCAAUAACAAUGCAAUAAAUGGUAAUGGCAGCGCUAGCAGUUCUGGUAGCCAAACUAAUGGACACACCUCUCCAGAGCCCAACGGUAUGCCCAGUGCUUUCAAGGAACUUGACACAUACACACAAGCACUAGAAUACCUCAAACCGUUAGAGGAUUUUGUGCUAUUCAAGGAAAACUUCCGUGCGAUUGGUUUGCUCUCACAGCUGGAAUUGGUGCUGCGGAAAGGGGACAAGGCUACACUGAUCGAGGGUUAAGCGAGCCAAGCUUCCAGCCCGCCCACACAUCCAAUGACAAAAACACAAAUGUGAUUAAAUUGAGCAGUGUAUAUGUAUAUACAGAUAUAUGUGAAAUAGUAAAAUACUGAUAUUUGUACCUAGCGUUAAUUUUCGCUUAAGUCAUCGAAUUAAUGUUUUCCAACUGCUAUGAAACUGUAAAACGUUCUAUUAUUAUUUAUUAUUUUAAUUUAAGCCACAUUUUC